GUAUGUUUUUUGUUUUUACUGAGAAAUAAAUAUGUAUGAAAUAGAUUUCAAUGAGAUUCCAUGGGUACUUAUAAUAAAAGUUACCCACUCUUUAAUUUGCACUCGGCUCCGCUCAAAUUAAAACAGGCCUGUGGAUUUAUAGUAUAAUAAAGAAAUAUAUUUUAUAAUAUUUCAAUUUCAGUAACAGUUCGAAAUGACUUCGAGAUCAGAGGAUCCAUAUCCAGAAAUUACGGAAUCCGGAGGGAGAGAGAGAAACACAGGGAAAAAUGACGGGUUUGGUAGAUUAUUGCUAAAGUUUCUAGCCAUUUACUGGCGAUCUUUCGUUGUGGUAUUAUGGCCGUUAGUCCUGAUUCCGAUAUUAACUGUCGAAAGUGAAAAACCUCUCGCAAUGAAAUGUUUAUACAUCGUCGCGUUAAUGGCGAUGUUCUGGGUCACUGAGGUUUUGCCAUUGCCGAUCACGGGUAUGAUUCCAGUGGUCCUAUAUCCCCUGAUGGGUAUUAUGUCCACCAAUGAGACCUGUCUAUGCUACAUGAACGAUACUACAAUGAUGUUUCUGGGUAGUUUGGUAAUCGCAGUGGUUAUCGAAAACUCCGGCUUGCACAUGCGAAUGGCGCUAUUCAUUAUCAAGACUAUUGGUUGCAGUCAUCGAAGACUAACAUUAGGACUGUUCUUCGUGACGAUGUUCAUUUCAAUGUGGAUUUCGAACACUGCCGCUACAGCCAUGAUGAUACCAAUAAUGGAAACUGUUCUCGCAGAGCUCGAAGAGCAAGGACUCGGGAACAUGUUCGUACAGAAAGAAAGAGUGGCCGAAGAGGAAAGCGGGGAAACAAACAAGAGACCAACGCACAGUACCAUGGUGUAUUAUCUUGUCGCAGCGUAUGCGUCCAGUCUCGGUGGUAUCGGUACCAUUGUCGGAAGCGGUACAAAUUUAACGUUGAAGGGCUUUUUAGAGAAGCGUUUUCCCAAUAGUCCCGGCAUAAAUUUUGCUUCUUGGAUGUUGUACUCGGUGCCACCCAUGCUAUUGAUGGGUUUGCUCACGUGGUUGUGGCUGCAGGUGAUGUACAUGGGUCUUUUCAGACCGAAAAGCAAAGAUGCUCAUGCCAUAGAUAUUGGACAGCAGGGUGAACGUGUUGCUGCGGCAGUCAUUGAGAAAAGGUACAAGGAACUUGGACCAAUCUCAUGGCACGAGUCCUCCGUGGGUAUCCUAUUUAUUUUCGUAGUGCUCUUGUGGUUCUUCAGAAGCCCUGGUUUUAUGCCGGGUUGGGCCGCUUAUAUCACAGACUUGUCUGUUAAGGAUUCGACCGCAGCCGCAUGUGUAACAAUACUAUUUUUUAUUAUUCCAUCAAAAUUGGAUUUUUUGCACGCGUUUAACAAGGAUCCGCGUAAACGGCCCACAAAAUCAUCGCUUGGUUUAAUAACAUGGAAGAUGAUAAACGAGAAAAUGCAUUGGAGUUUAAUAUUCGUGUUAGGUGGUGGAUUUGCUAUCUCAGCAGGUAGCACUUCAUCGGGUCUGUCGGAAAUGCUUGGUCAGUACCUGAUAGGUCUGCAAAAGAUUAAUGUGGUGGCAAUAUUGCUGAUCGUCUGCUUCUUCGCGGAGAACGUGACGGAGUUAACGGCCAACGUGGCUGUUGCAAAUAUUAUAUUGCCAGUAUUAGCGGAGAUGUGUGUGGCUAUUAAAAUACAUCCCUUGUAUCUAAUGCUGCCAGCGGCUCUCUGCUGUUCCUUUUCGUUUCAUCUACCAGUCGGUACCCCACCGAAUGCAAUUGCCAGUGCUGCGGGGCACAUAAAGACAAAAGAUUUUAUGAUCGCCGGUAUCGGACCCAGUAUCGUCACGCUCGUCGUCACUGCGGUGGCGUUUUCUACUUGGGGUACAUAUGUGUUUAAUCUAUCUGAAUUCCCCGAAUGGGCCACAUAGCAGUACUUACUCGGCAUGUACCUUCUAUUUGAUAUUUAUUUAUGAUAAUUAUGAUUUCAUUCCGCCAAAGUACGAAGAAUAAUUUUUACAACGACAAGAGUACUACUCGCACUAUGUAUUUUUUAUUUUCUCCCCUAAUCAAAUUCAUUUUCUACAUAUAUUUUUAUAAAUUUAAAAGAUAUUCGAUGCUUUAAGAAACAGCAUAAUCGCAAAACUAUCUUAUGAAAAGAAUAUAGACUGUACACGGAAAGAAUUUUUCGUUAUAUUUUACCCUUAAAUUCACUACAAACUUGGGACAACUUGGCAACCAAAAAAUUUUUUAAAUAU
Temnothorax curvispinosus is the source of this 2242-nucleotide messenger RNA. RefSeq names its product protein I'm not dead yet (gene Indy). Gene Ontology annotation, biological process: monoatomic anion transmembrane transport; citrate transport. Gene Ontology annotation, molecular function: citrate transmembrane transporter activity; succinate transmembrane transporter activity. Gene Ontology annotation, cellular component: membrane. The transcript is spliced from 9 exons. NCBI's taxonomy places the organism in Eukaryota, Metazoa, Arthropoda, Insecta, Hymenoptera, Formicidae. The record is from RefSeq and is a predicted model, not a curated record. The coding region runs from base 194 to 1915 and encodes 573 amino acids.